This is a messenger RNA of Patella vulgata (common limpet), 3290 nucleotides long. Its product is annotated as exosome complex exonuclease RRP44. The transcript has 23 exons. Gene Ontology annotation, cellular component: cytoplasmic exosome (RNase complex); nuclear exosome (RNase complex). Gene Ontology annotation, biological process: rRNA catabolic process. The record is from RefSeq and is a predicted model, not a curated record. Gene Ontology annotation, molecular function: RNA binding; 3'-5'-RNA exonuclease activity; endonuclease activity. Lineage: Eukaryota; Metazoa; Mollusca; Gastropoda; Patellidae. Bases 112 to 3018 code for a protein of 968 amino acids.
UUAGAUCACGAAGACGAAGUUAGACGAAUACUUCCGGAAGACCGACAUGCGGGAUUGUUUACAAAUGUGAUUUUACUCUUCUAAGCAAAUUAUUCAUAAUAAUCUAUAAAUAUGUUAACAUCGAAAGUAUUCGUGAAGAAAACAAAGAGAGGGGGGGUUCUGAAAGUUGUCCGAGAACAUUAUUUGCGUGAUGACAUAACAUGUGGUUCGCAGCAUUGUACAAAAUGUGACCAUAAUGUUCAAACCGAAAACUCUGCUGACACUGACAGUGAUAGUUAUAAUGCUGACAAUUUUAAAACUCAGCCAUUAGUUAUUUCUCCUCCUAGUAAUAGUGUACUGUGUUCUUCCUCACAUUAUGUCAUACCUGACACAAAUGUCGUACUCCAUCAGAUCGAUGUUUUAGAAGAUGAAUCUUUACAAAAUUUCAUUAUUCUUCAAACAGUCAUUGAUGAGGUAAAGCAUAGAAGUCUUCCAGCCAACAAAAGAUUAAAAGAUAUAUUGACAAACUCCAGUAAACACUUUUACACCUUCUGUAAUGAAUAUAACAGUGAAACAUAUGUUGAGAGAGAACCAGGUGAAUCUAGCAAUGAUAGAAAUGAUAGAGCCAUUAGAACGGCUGCUAAAUGGUACACAAAUCACCUACAAGAAUAUGAGAAAGAUAUAAGUAUAGUUCUGUUAACAGAUGAUAAUGAUAACAGAACCAAAGCUAAAGAAGCGGGAAUCUUGUCAUUUACAGUUCAUGAAUAUAUAAAAAGUUUAAAGAAUGGUGGAAAUCUUAUAGAUAGAUUAGCAUGGAAAUCUUCAGCUGGUACACAACAAGAGGGUAAGCUGAUUUAUCCUGAACAUAUAGCUACAUCUGACAUAUUGAAAGGAGUCAAAUCUGGAAAAUAUUUACAAGGUAGUUUUAUGGCAAGCAGGGAGAAUUAUUUAGAAGCAAGUGUUAAUGUCACAGAAUCAGAAAAAUUUGUAUUAAUACAAGGUCAUCAGAAUUUAAACAGAGCUGUACAUAGUGAUAUUGUUGCUAUAGAGAUGUUACCAGAAGCUGAAUGGAGUUGUCCUAGUUCUCUUGUAUUAGAAGAUACAGCACAAGCUGAGGAUGAUGCUCUAGAGGAUGAUUCAAAAUUAAAAAAUAAAGUUCCUGAACAUUUACGCCAGCCUACAGGUCGUGUAGUUGGUAUUAUAAAGAGAAAUUGGAGACAAUACUGUGGUAUACUUAAACCAUCAUUGUUGAAAAAGGGAACAAAGCAUCUUUUUGUACCAGCUGAAAGAAGAAUUCCUAAAAUCCGUAUAGAAACAAGACAAGCUGAAGAUUUAGCUACCCAGAGAGUUAUAGUAGCCAUUGAUAGUUGGCCAAGAUCUUCAAGAUAUCCACAAGGUCAUUUUGUACGUAAGUUAGGAAAUAUAGGUGAUAAAGGAGCUGAGAAUGAAGUAUUAUUAUUAGAACAUGAUGUACCACAUCAAGUAUUUUCUGAAAAAGUUUUAAGUUUCUUACCAAAAAUGCCAUGGUCUAUUACAGAAGAGGAUAUGAAACAUAGAAAAGAUUUACGUGAUAUAGUUGUAUGUAGUGUUGAUCCACCUGGAUGUACAGAUAUUGACGAUGCUUUACAUUGUCGUUUGUUAGAUAACGGAAAUUAUGAGGUUGGAGUACAUAUAGCAGAUGUGUCCCAUUUUAUAAGACCUGGUACAGCAUUAGAUGAAGAAGCUGCUAAUAGAGGAACUACUGUUUACUUAACAGAUAAGAGAAUUGAUAUGGUACCAGAAUUAUUAAGUUCCAAUUUAUGUUCCCUGAGAUGUGAUGUAGAAAGAUUAGCUUUUACUGUUAUAUGGGAGAUGACAGAAAAUGCUAAAAUACUCAACACCACUUUCACAAAGAGUGUUAUUAAUUCCAAGGCAUCUUUGAUGUACAGUGAAGCUCAAGCUAGAAUAGAUGAUAUAACAAUGAAUGAUGAAUUAACACUUAGUUUAAGAGGAUUAAAUAAAUUAGCUAAAUUAUUAAAACAAAGUAGAAUAGAUGCUGGUGCUUUAUGUUUAGCAUCAACAGAAGUCCGAUUUCAAGUCGACAGUGAAACAGCAGAUCCCAUUGAUGUACAAACUAAAAAAUUACUAGAAACCAACUCUAUGGUAGAAGAAUUCAUGUUGUUAGCCAACAUUUCAGUUGCUAAAAAGAUAUUAGAAGAAUUUCCUAAUUGUGCUUUAUUACGUCGUCAUCCUUCCCCACCACCAUCUAAUUUUGAACCUGUCAUUAAAGCUGCGUCAUCUAAGGGUUUUAUUAUGGAUUGCUCAUCUAAUAAGAAUCUGGCUGAAAGUUUAAAUAAAGCAGAGUUUGAUGAGAAUCCAUAUUUUAAUACAAUGUUACGAAUUAUGACAACUCGUUGUAUGAUGCAAGCUGUAUAUUUUUGUAGUGGUAUGCUACCAGAGUCGGAAUAUGUUCAUUAUGGUCUAGCAGCUGCCAUCUAUACACAUUUUACAUCACCAAUUAGAAGAUAUUCUGAUAUUAUUGUUCAUCGUUUGCUAGCUGUAUGUAUUGGAGCAGAUGCUUCAUAUCCUGAUUUACUGGAAAAAAAGAAAACUCAGAGUUUAUGUAAUAACUUAAACUACAGACAUAAGAUGGCCCAGUAUGCUGGAAGAGCUUCUGUCAAUCUUCACACACAUUUAUUCUUUAAAACACGAGUACAAGAUGAAGAUGGUUAUGUGUUAUUUGUUAGAAAGAAUGCUCUACAAGUAUUAAUACCUAAAUAUGGUCUGGAAGGUACAUUAUAUUUAAAUGAGAAUAAGAAAUCACCAACGCAGUUCUUUUACAAUGAGGAACAAGAUACACAGACAGCUGGUGAUGUGGUGUUUCAUGUAUUUGAUCAUGUUAUAAUACAACUGAGUAUAGACAGAUCUAAUGUACAACAUUUAAAACUAGCAAUUAACUUAGUUAAACCACAGAUUCCAGGGUUUAGUGUACCCCCUGCUUCACAAGUACACAGUGAAAAAGAAGAGGUGGGACCACCAUCUAAGAAAGUCAGAAAAUAGUUUAUUACAUUUGGUAACAUGAUAAGUUCAGGGUUUAGCUAAAAAAAAAAAGGUGAUAAUUGAAGAAAAUAUUGAAUUUUAGUACCAUAAUCUGUAAAUAAACCCUUGAAUAUUAAUUUUCAUUCUAAACCUCUUGUAAGUAUCAUUAGAAAUCAACAGCUUAAAUAAACAAUCUGAAUAAUACACUUUCAGAGCUGAGUCAAAAUAUGCUUUAUUCGUAUAUUUAUGGAUAUUUGACAUCUAGAAAGAAUAAAAAUACAAAUAUUUACUUA